CGCUUUCAGCCUGGGUACGCGCAGAAAGGAGCUACGCAGGAGAGAGGGACAGAAGCCGAAUGGUGGAGCUGAAGAUGGCGGAUGGAGACAGCGGGAGUGAGCGCGGGGGCAGCAGCGGCGGAGGAGGCGGCGGCUUCCAGCACUUCCAGAGGGACCAGGAGACGCAGGAGCUGGCGUCCAAACGCCUCGACAUCCAGAACAAGCGCUUCUACCUGGAUGUCAAGCAGAACAGCAAGGGCAGAUUUAUCAAGAUCGCCGAGGUCGGGGCCGGGGGCUCCAAGAGUCGCCUGACCCUCUCCCUGUCGGUGGCGGCCGAGUUCCGGGACUACCUCGGGGAUUUCAUCGAGCACUAUGCCCAGCUGGGGCCUAGCAGCCCGGAGCAGAUCGCCCAGGCCAGCGUCGGGGAGGACGGCGGGCCACGGCGAGCGCUCAAGAGCGAGUUUCUGGUCCGCGAGAACCGAAAGUACUACCUGGACCUGAAGGAGAACCAGCGGGGGAGGUUCCUGCGGAUCCGGCAGACCGUUAACCGCGGUCCUGGCUUCGGAGUCGGGGGCCCCGCGGGCGGCAUGCUGUCCGGCCAGACCAUCGCCCUCCCGGCCCAGGGCUUGAUCGAGUUCCGAGACGCCCUGGCGAAGCUCAUAGACGACUACGGCGGGGACGACGAGGACCUGGCCGGGGGCGCCGCCGCCGGGGGCUACGGGGAGCUCCCCGAGGGCACCUCCAUCAUGGUGGACUCCAAGCGCUUCUUCUUCGACGUCGGCUCCAACAAGUACGGCGUGUUCCUGCGCGUGAGCGAGGUGAAGCCCAGCUACCGGAACUCUAUCACCAUCCCCUUCAAAGCCUGGAGUAAGUUCGGCGGCGCGUUCUGCAGAUACGCCGAGGAGAUGAAGGAGAUCCAGGAGCGACAGCGGGACAAGAUGUACGAGCGCCGGGACGAGUCCGAGGGCGACGACGUGGACGACGACUGAGGCCGAGGCAGCUGCUCGUCAGCGGCUCACGUGCAGCACCACAGACUGACAGUGCAUGAAGAACCGUGCUGUUCUAGUUAAAGUACAUGUGCAGGGAGUUAUUGGUGUUUUAUCCCGUAGGGUUGAUGGUUGGAGUGGUUGUGGACUAAUUGUGUAAAUGAGACGAGUCUCAUUGGGUAAAAAAAAGAGUUCUUCAUUGUAAAAAAAAAAAAAAAAGAAAUAAGAGGACAGAAAGAAUUUACUAAAAC
Molecule: messenger RNA, 1216 nt
Organism: Betta splendens (Siamese fighting fish)
Lineage: Eukaryota; Metazoa; Chordata; Actinopteri; Anabantiformes; Osphronemidae
Gene: purbb
Product: purine-rich element binding protein Bb
Exons: 1
Coding region: 60-968 (302 amino acids)
Biological process (GO): regulation of transcription by RNA polymerase II
Cellular component (GO): nucleus
Molecular function (GO): RNA polymerase II transcription regulatory region sequence-specific DNA binding; purine-rich negative regulatory element binding; DNA-binding transcription factor activity, RNA polymerase II-specific
Source: RefSeq, a predicted model, not a curated record